Messenger RNA from Rhizoctonia solani, 1272 nucleotides. Its product is annotated as chitin deacetylase. The coding region runs from base 1 to 1272 and encodes 423 amino acids. The record is from RefSeq and is a predicted model, not a curated record. Gene Ontology annotation, biological process: carbohydrate metabolic process. NCBI's taxonomy places the organism in Eukaryota, Fungi, Basidiomycota, Agaricomycetes, Cantharellales, Ceratobasidiaceae. Gene Ontology annotation, molecular function: chitin deacetylase activity. Gene Ontology annotation, cellular component: membrane. The transcript has 4 exons.
AUGCGUUCUUCUGCAGUUGCGCUUGCAUUUGCUGGUGCUGUCGCCGCCCACGUAACAGGCGCUGAGCACAGCGACCAUAUCAAGUUUUGCGGUCUUUGCACUCGUUUCCAAUUCGUCUUCCUCCGACUCCAGUCAAGCGUCAGCAUUCCCCCGCGAGAGCAUUGGCCCCGCUCCCCCUCGGAGGCUCCGGUUCCCCUGCGUGCUACCCCUACCCCGGGAACAAAGUCUCCCAUCAAUGGCGCCCCCGACUUGCCAGCUGCCACAAUCAACUUGGCUAACUACCCCACAUUCAUGUCAGCCCCUGAUGUCAACUCGCCAGAGGUCAAACAAUGGGUCGCCGAAGUCGCUGCUUCGGGUGUGCAAAUCCCCAAUAUUCCGAGGAACGUUGCUGCCCCUGCCGGCUCCGGUCAAUCUCUCUGCCAAAUAAACCCCGAAGCUGCUCUCAAGGCGAAUGCCCAGGGUAACUGCUGGUGGUCUUGCGGCAGCUGCACCCGCGACACUGAUAUUGACACAUGCCCUGACAAGAUGACUUGGGGUCUUACCUUUGAUGACGGCCCAUCCCCAUAUACCCCCAAGGUUCUCAACUAUCUCGAAGAAAAAAAGAUUGCGGCUACUUUCUACGUCAUUGGCUCUAAUGUCAUUGACAAGCCUGCCAUCCUCCAGGCGACAUAUCUCGCCGGUCACGAAAUCGCCCUCCACACCUGGUCUCACCGCGCUCUUACCACUCUUACCAACGAGGAAAUCAUUGCCGAGCUUGGGUGGAACAAGAAGGCGAUCAAGGAUGUCAUUGGUGUAACUCCCAAGGGCAUGCGUCCUCCUUAUGGUGACAUCGACGACCGUGUCCGCGCCAUCUGUAAGGCCAUGAACCUCACUCCUGUCAUGUGGACCACCGAGGGCGAGCUCCAGUAUGACUCCAACGACUGGCGUGUCAACGAUGGUAGCCAGACUGGCCCUCAACUUUUGGCAACCUUCAACUCGCUCCUCGAUCGCGCUAGCCAGCUCAACACUGGUUUUGUCAGCUUGCAGCACGAUUUCCAUAACCCUCCGUUUGCGCUCCAAUCUGUUAACGAGUGCCACAAGAAGCCUCUCUCCGAGGCGUACAUUGAGACUUCGACCGGUAGCACCACCCCAUCGGGCGGCAACUCGACUUCCACCAGCACUGGAGCAGCUUCCACACCGGCACUUCGCGAGGCGCCAACAAUACCGGCGCUUCGACCAACACCAGCGGAGCUCUCCCACGAAACAUGGUCAGCUUUGUCGGUGCCGGUGUGA